AUGCUUCAGCUUAGUGUUGUUAGUCUGCAACAGGAAGAGCUGUUACUGGCAGGAUCUCCAGAUAACAGUGGGAAGAAACUCUGGCGGCCUUCCUGGAAAGGGGUCAUUAUGACCCUCCUUGUGGGAUCCAAUAUCAUCCUCAUCCGUAUUAUUGAAUCUCUGGUUUAUAAAGGUCGGUCUUUGGAAAAUGAGAUCAGCCUGUUAAGGAUGAACAUCACCCAGUCAUCUGCAGAUCAGCUCAGGAGGAUGAUGGAAAUAAGGAAGCAGCUCUGUCUGAACACUGGUGAGAAACCUGACGGAUGUACACUUUGUCCUGAUGGUUGGUUGCGGCACAGAGAGAACUGUUAUUACUUUUCAUCUGUCAGAGAAUACAGAACAUGGGAUGAGAGUCGGGAAGUGUGUGAAGAGAUGGGAGCUCAUCUACUGGUCAUAGAGGACCGGGAACAACAGGAGUUUAUAAACAGAUCCAUCAACCAACAAACAGAUAUAAAGUUCUGGAUGGGUCUGUACAGAGAUGGAGAUGGAUGGAGAUGGGUGGACGGUGGGCACUAUGAUACCAGCCUGUUACAGAUAUCAGAGGAAUACUCAGGAGACUGUGUAUGGUGGGAAGCAGAUUCUGGAUUUGAUAAGGAUGACUGUCAAUACAAACACAACUGUAUUUGUCAGAAGAGAGCCCUGAAGAUCUGA
This is a messenger RNA of Rana temporaria (common frog), 687 nucleotides long. Its product is annotated as C-type lectin domain family 7 member A-like. Lineage: Eukaryota; Metazoa; Chordata; Amphibia; Anura; Ranidae. The record is from RefSeq and is a predicted model, not a curated record. The transcript has 7 exons. Bases 1 to 687 code for a protein of 228 amino acids.